Messenger RNA from Camarhynchus parvulus, 3213 nucleotides. RefSeq lists its product as uncharacterized. The record is from RefSeq and is a predicted model, not a curated record. Gene Ontology annotation, biological process: DNA integration. Gene Ontology annotation, molecular function: nucleic acid binding; RNA-DNA hybrid ribonuclease activity. Lineage: Eukaryota; Metazoa; Chordata; Aves; Passeriformes; Thraupidae.
AUGGGGAUCCAUCAGUUUCUGUAUUUACCAAAUUCGCCAAAGCCCUUAUUAGGAAGAGACCUGCUAGAAAACUUGGGAGCCAUAAUAAAGUUCAACAAAGACAAAUUGGAAUUUCGAGUAAACGAAGAACAGCUGAUUACAGCUCUAAGCCUGACAAUCAGCUGUAUAGAGCCAAAACCUGAAAGUCACAACAUUGAGCGAAUCCUGAGCGAAGCAUACCCAUUAGUAUGGGCUACUGAUAUACCUGGAAAAUCAAGACAAGCAAUACCUAUCAUCAUUGAACUUAUACCUGGGGCAAGGCCAGUAGAGUUAGGGUUGCUGGUAGAAUGCGAAUCGGAUUUCAACACACCCAUUUUGCCAGUGAAGAAACCUAAUGGAACUUAUAGGCUAGUUCAGGAUCUAAGAGCAGUAAACGAAAUAACAAAGACACUACACCCGGUAGUUGCUAACCCAUAUACACUUUUAACUAAAUUGAAAGAUAAUUUGGCAUGGUUCACCGUAUUAGAUUUGAAAGACGCAUUCUUCUGCCUUCCUUUAGCUCCAGAAAGUCAAAAGAUUUUUGCCUUUGAGUGGGAAUUUGUAGAUAGAGGAAGAAAGACCCAACUUACCUGGACAGUAUUGCCCCAAGGAUGGUGUAAUUCCCCCACGAUUUUUGGGAAUCAGUUAGCCAAAGAGUUAGAGCAGUGGGAAAGGCCGCUGGGAGAUGGCACUCUUCUGCAGUACGUAGACGAUCUCCUAAUAGCAACAGUGACAGAGGAAGAGUGCAAUGAAUGGACUAUUUCCCUGUUAAACUUUCUGGGUUUAAGUGGAUAUCGAGUCUCUCAACAGAAAGCACAGUUGGUGCAGACGGAAGUGGUUUACCUGGGAUAUGAAAUUUCCCGAGGACAGCGAUCCCUGGGAGCAGCCAGAAAGGAAGCUAUCUGCCAGAUGCCUAAACCAGAGACAGUAAGAGAUCUGCGCGCCUUUUUGGGGAUGACAGGUUGGCGUCGGCUAUGGAUCUACCAAUACGGGAUACUCGCUAAACCACUGUAUGAUUUGUUGAAGGAGACCAAGAGUGUCCUAGUUUGGACUCCUGAAGCAGAGGGGGCCUUCAGAAAGCUGAAACAGGAGCUAAUGAGAGCACCAGCCUUAGGUCUCCCAGAUGUAUCAAAACCAUUCUGGCUGUUCUCCCAUGAGCGACAGGGGAUGGCCCUAGGAGUCCUAGCACAGCAGUUAGGGCCACAUAAGAGAGCUGUGGCCUACUUCUCCAAACAGUUGGAUGAAGUAAGCAAAGGAUGGCCUGGCUGCCUGAGAGCGGUGGCCGCAGUGAUUAUCAACAUAGAAGAGGCCAGGAAGCUCACGCUGGGCCAAAAGGUAACGGUGCUAGUGUCUCACACCGUCUCUGCUGUGUUAGAGCAGAAAGGUAACCACUGGCUGUCACCUUCCAGAUUCCUAAAAUACCAGGCCAUCUUGGCUGAAUCGGAUGACGUAACUAUUUAGGUGACUAACAUUGUGAACCCAGCUUCAUUCCUAGAAGGGAGGGCCCCAGCAGAACCAAUCGAGCACGACUGCCUGGAAACAAUUGAAGCCGUCUACUCCAGUCGCCUGGACCUCAAAGAAGAACCAUUCGAAGAUGCGGACAACUGGUUCACGGAUGGAAGCAGCUUCGUGAGGCAGGGAGUAAGAAUGGCUGGUUAUGCAAUUACCACCGCAGAAAAGGUAAUUGAGUCGAAUCCUUUGCCUGCAGGGACUUCAGCCCAGAAGGCAGAGCUGAUAGCUUUGAUCCGAGCCCUGGAAUUGGCGGAGAACAUGCGGAUUAACAUAUGGACAGACUCCAAGUACGCCUUUUCCGUCGUACAUGCUCAUGGAGCCAUCUGGAAAGAAAGAGGACUGUUGACUGCUCAAGGGAAAACAGUCAAACAUGCAAAGGAGGUCCUGCGACUGCUAGAGGCAGUCCAACUCCCAGCACAGGUGGCCAUAAUGCAUUGUAAGGGACACCUAAAGGGAAACACUAUCCCGGAGAUAGGGAACAGAAAAGCGGACGCAGAGGCUAAAUUAGCCGCUGCAAGGACUGAGGAAAUAAAAAUAACAGCUCUAAUACCAGGUGAGUUAGACACAAACCUCCGGCCAGAAUAUCAGGAGUCAGAUCACAGGUGGAUUCAGAGAAAUAAAGGUAAAAUGUUAGAAAAUGGUUGGGGUCAAUUGGAAACAGGACAGUUAAUAAUACCAGGAAAUACGAUGUGGCAGUUCGUGAAAGCAGAACACGAGAAAGCCCAUUGGGGUUUAGACCCGCUAUAUCAGUAUCUGCAGGCUUGGAUAGCGGGACCAAAAUUGUUUACCACUAUAAAACAUGUCACAUCCCAGUGUGAGAGAUGCCUGAAGAACAACCCGAAUACAGGGACUAAGAUACACCAAGGAGCCAUAAAUCGAGGUAAAUUCCCAGGUGAAGUAUGGCAAAUUGACUUCUCUGAACUCCCAAGAAAAGGAGGGUUUAGAUAUUUGUUAGUAUUAACUGAUACAUUUUCUGGGUGGCCUGAAGCAUUCCCUUGCAGAACGAAUAAGGAAAGAGAAGUAACUAAAGUACUGUUGAAUGAAAUUAUUCCACGGUUUGGGGUACCGAAGAGUAUUUCUUCGGAUAGGGGUACACAUUUCUGUGCAAAAGUGGUAAGAGCAAUAAGCAAAGCGUUACAGAUUAAAUGGCAAUUACAUACGCCUUACCGUCCACAGGCUAGUGGGCAAGUGGAAGAGAUGAAUCAUCUUAUCAAACAGCAGAUUGCCAAAAUAUGCCAGGAGACUAAUUUGCAGUGGUAUCAAGCUUUGCCUAUUGCUCUGCUUAGGCUGAGAGUCAAGCCAAGAUCAAAGGAAAGGUUAAGCCCAUUUGAAAUUCUGUAUGGCAGACCUUACGCUAUGCAAACUGUAAAUGGGGACGCUGUAGAUCAAAUAGGUAAUCAGUAUAUUUAUGACUAUGUGAUUAUGGUGGGGAAGCAAUUCGACAAGAAUGCUACGGUGGUGAUUGAUCACCAACCUAAACAACCUGAUUGUAAGUUGCAUCCGUUUAAUCCCGGUGAUUGGGGGUAUGUUAAGAAUCUUUUAGGAAAACCCCUGCAAGAGAAGUGGGAGGGGCCUUUCCAAGUGCUGCUGACCACCUUCACCGCGGUUCGGAUCAAGGAGCGACCUACGUGGAUUCAUUACUCACGGGUUAAGAAAGCACCGGAGAGUAAACAAGAGGAGUAG